Molecule: messenger RNA, 1605 nt
Organism: Telopea speciosissima
Lineage: Eukaryota; Viridiplantae; Streptophyta; Magnoliopsida; Proteales; Proteaceae
Exons: 4
Coding region: 849-1424 (191 amino acids)
Source: RefSeq, a predicted model, not a curated record
AGAAAGGGAAAAGAGAAAGACAUCAAAACAUCAAACAUCACAUUCACCACCACCGAUCAGCAUCAAUAGCAGGUGAACACACCAUCAAAGCCACGCACAAAACUUCUACUAAGGUACAAAGGCAACACUGUAACACAUCAGAAAUCAGCGGCCAUUUAUCUGCUCUGCCUUUUCUGCACCCUCACAUAGUCACUACUCACAAAACCCAUUUCCCAUCUCUCUCUUUCUCUCUCUUCACCAAACCCAAGCAAACAUCACCAAAGAGGCAAAGAAAGAGAAGAAGAGAAGAAACAACAGAUCAGCCCCUCCUCAAAAAACAGAGUCCACUCAUGCAGCAAGACCGUUUCCCUCUUUCUCUCUCAUCCCUAAUGGCCCAGCUGGACCAAAAUUUAUGUAGAAGAAAAACAAAAAAGAAGAAAGAAGGAAAGAUGGGUAGAAGAUGGAAGGAAAGAUGUCUUCUCUUCAAACCUAUUGCAACCGAACCACCUUAAAAGUUACUUUCCCAGAUAUACCCUUCUCUGCUGUUCUGCAACCCCCAAAAUUCUAUCUUCAUCACAGCCCAAAAAAAUUUAUUUCCGAUUUAUGUGGGCUUUUCUUGUUUGUCUCGGUCAGAGUUUCACAGUGAGAGAGAGAGAAAAGGGGAAUCCUUCCUUGUUCCUCUAGAUCUCUCCUUCUUUUACUUUUAUUUUCUCCUCUUAUUAUUCCUCUCUCCCUACCUAUCUCUUAUCUGUCUGCAUUCAACUGAUUGAUCGUAUCUUAUUCUCUUCGACCCUCUCCUUUUCUUUUCUUCUUCUUGUGGGUUUGCGCGACUCUUCUUUUCUUUUCUUUCUUUCGCUGCGUGAGAUGUCAUGUUGAAGAGGAUGAAAAGGGUUGCAAUGGAUUCUUCUCCUUCGUACAUGGUUGAUGAAGAGGCUCGAACCAGAUUCAAACAUCAGAGUCUGAUGCAGGAUUACCAAGAUUUGCUCAAGGAUACAGAGACCUUAAAGAGUCAGCUGCAGAGAUCAAAACAGAACAGAUCAGUUCUCAGAGCUGAAGUCCGAUUCUUGAGGCGAAGGUAUAAACAUCUUGUAGCAGUCCAAUCUCCAAGCACCCCAACUGAGCCAGAUCCUCCUAGGCUCAUGAAUCCUGAAAUCAGAGGGGAACCACAUGCGGAGAAAAGGAGUUACAGGGAAAAGGAAGCCCCAUUAACCAACCAUUCGGUUUUUGAUUUGAACCAGGUUUCGAGAGGUGAAGAUGAUGAAUUUCAGGUUUUGGAACCAGUGAGAAUGGAGAAGAAGUUUAAGAACAAUUUAGUGCCUAUGGGUGGAGGAGAUGAACAACUGACGACUGAUCUAAACUUACCCGUUUGUAGAGAUAUUGGAAAUGGGUCUCGACCAGGGAAGAGGAAGAUUACAUGGUCAGAUCAGGUGGCUUUGAGGGCCUAGAUAGCCCUUCUGUGUUUAGCUGAUUGGCCAUUUCUGCAAUGGUUAACCAUCAUCAUUUGUUAAGAUUUUGUUUUCCUCUUGUAAUUUGUAUAGGGAAAAGAAAGGAAUUUUAUAGGUCUAAUGUUUAUAAAUGGAAUUUGAUGAAACAUUUAUCUUCUAAUCAAAAUUCAGAAAUUGUUCA